Penicillium diatomitis is the source of this 1227-nucleotide messenger RNA. Its product is annotated as NAD(P)-dependent alcohol dehydrogenase. Bases 1 to 1227 code for a protein of 408 amino acids. The transcript is spliced from 2 exons. The record is from RefSeq and is a predicted model, not a curated record. Gene Ontology annotation, biological process: D-sorbitol catabolic process. Gene Ontology annotation, molecular function: zinc ion binding; L-iditol 2-dehydrogenase (NAD+) activity. NCBI's taxonomy places the organism in Eukaryota, Fungi, Ascomycota, Eurotiomycetes, Eurotiales, Aspergillaceae.
AUGUCAACAGAAACAUCAGCAACUGCGCUUGUCUUGCACGGCGCAAAGGAUCUGCGUCUGGAAACACGCACUGUCCCAGCUCCAACCGGCGCAGAUCUCCAAGUUGCCGUGACCGCCACAGGUCUCUGUGGCUCCGAUCUACACUACUACUCCCACGGCCGCAAUGGCGACUUUGUCGUCCGCGAGCCCAUGUGUCUGGGCCACGAAUCCGCCGGCGUAGUCACCGCCGUCGGGCCCGAAGUAGGGGCCGGCUUCAAGGUUGGCGACCGAGUUGCCCUUGAAGUAGGCCUGCCCUGUCGACAAUGUGCCUUUUGCAAGAACGGCCGAUACAACAUCUGCAAGAAGAUGCGCUUCCGUAGCAGUGCAAAGACCUUCCCUCACCUCGAUGGAACGCUCAUGGCACGUACCAAUCACCCCGCCGCCAUGUGUCACGCUUUGCCCGAUACUGUGUCCGAUGCGGGCGGUGCCCUCGUCGAACCGCUGGCUGUCUGCCUUCACGCGAUCCGUCGCUCUCAUCCACCGACAAAGGAGGAGGUAGCCCUAUCGAACGCCGCAGGCGAAGGUACUGCGGCACUGGUGUUUGGUGCUGGCGCCAUCGGUCUCUUGGUUGCUUCGGCGCUGGCCGUCUCAGAGAACUUCGAGUCAAUCGUGGUAGCCGACAUUGACGCUUCACGACUGGAAAUUGCAGCCUCGCUGGGUCUGGGGCUCAAGACAGCGCUCAUCCCCCGCGCAGACCCCUCCAGCCCCGCCCCACCUCCCAAGGACGCGCCCCACGCCGAACAGAUUGCCUGGGCAUUGACGAAUGCACAGGGUGUUGCCGCUUCUUUGGUGCAAGCAGCACAAAAGGACGGUAUGCCACCCGUAUCAGGCUUCAGCCGUGUCUAUGACUGCACGGGUGUCCCGGCCUGUGUCCAGGCGGGUAUCUAUGCAUCCGAGCCCGGUGGUGUGCUUGUCCAGAUUGGCAUGGGUAAUCCCAUCCAGACGUUGCCUGUGGGUGCGGCUGCUCUGCGCGAGGUUGAUAUUAUCGGCGUGUUCCGCUACGAUGGCUAUGCGUAUCCGGCUGCUAUUAGCCUGUUGGGGAGUGGCAAGCUGAAGACCACCGAGGAAAAGGUCGUCACACACCGGUUGCCGUUGGAGGAGGGUGAGCGCGCAUUCAUUCUCGCUGGAAAGGGUGUGGACGAAGACGGGAGGCCCGUUGUGAAGGUGGUCAUUGAGAAUAAGGUCUAA